AUGCAAUCAUUACCUAACUUCAAAUCAUCGAAUCGUUCUCGUUAUGAAUGUAUGGCAGAUAAUGGAUGUAUUAUAUUGGCAGUUGCAUUUUCGUUAGCUGUUAUGUUAAUUUGUAUUGUAUUUACUAUUGCAUGCUGUAAAAAACGACAUUUAAAUCGUAUUCGUACAACACAAUCCCCUAUUAUACAACAUAAUUAUAAUUUGAAUUCAUCUGCUCCACCUCCAUAUAACUGGUAUUCAGAAUCACCACCACCACCAUAUAAUCAAGUCAAACUUUAA
Rotaria sp. Silwood1 is the source of this 279-nucleotide messenger RNA. The record is from the annotation of a GenBank genome assembly. Lineage: Eukaryota; Metazoa; Rotifera; Eurotatoria; Philodinida; Philodinidae.